GUGGAACUUCCUGUUCUCUACUAUAUACUACAUACUACAAUGGCUACGUCCUUAACAGUCAACAGUGAUUUACAGCGGGAAAACCAUGAAAAUAAUUUAAAAGAAAAUGUUACAGACACAAUUCCACCCACAGUCAACUCUUCAUCGAAGAAGAAGAAGAAAAACAAAAAGAAAAAGAAACCAGUAACAACCCAAGCCAAUGGUGAACAUCAAGAGAACGAAACCUCAAAUAAUCAAAAGAAUGAGAAAGAUUCUUUAGUUUCAGAGUUACUAUUAGAAAACGAGGAUCUUAAAAAUGAAAUCGAUGCUCUGAAAAGUACACUGGAAGAAACGAAACGCAAUUAUGUUGAUACCAAUGAAUCAAAAGGUCACAUACUGGAAGAAAUGGAUAAUUUGAAACAACAAAUCCAAGAUUUGAAAGAGUCUAACGAAAUAAAAUUGGAGGAAAAAACUAGAGCUCAGGAAGAAACCCAAAACUUGCAAGACAUGUUACGAAAUGUCGGAAAUGAGCUGGUCGAUUCUCGUGAUGAAGUAAAAGAAUUAAAAGAAAAACUUCAAGAUUUGGAUAAAAAGGAUGAGACUGCCGUUCAAAUUUCGGAGGUAAACUGUAAUGAGAUUACACCAAACGUGCUUUCUGAUGCCAACGGACCGAAAGCAAAUAUUUUAGAUGGUAUAUCGAAAGAUGUAAUAGACAAAGAGUAUGUAAGGAACGUUUUGAUUCAAUUUUUGGAGAAUCAAGAACACCGUGAACAAAUUCUACCUAUCUUAGCCAUCGCUCUGGACUUGGAUGAAAUUCAUCAGCAGAUACUUUUAAAAAGUGUCAACUAAUACUUAAACCGAAAUACAUGCUUUCUUGGUUUUAUUUACUGCCUUCUUUUUAUUAUAAAUCAAUUUCGUUUAGAACCACCACUAUUUACAAAAUUGAAUUUGUUUUUAAUCAGGCGAGAAUAGAAAUAUGUUAACUCAUUAUGCAUCAUUAAAAAUAACUAACAAAAAGCAAGGGUUACGUGAAAUCAGGACAAAAUUUGAUUAAGCCGUUUGGAACUUUUUGGCAUUCGAAUCCACAUAAGCUGAAGCGGAAGUAGCGUAUUUAGAUGCUACUUUCGGGAUAUUCUUUUUCACAUUGACAUAGUCCGCUCCAAGCUUUUCUUCUGGAGAGGUGCGCUUUCCAAAUCCGAUGUAAGAGCCUACACGUUGUAAGAAUCCAAAAACACCCUGUUGUUCGUUAGUGGGGACGGGUCCAUAAAAUAACAAAUCAUGAUGUUUCAAUUUAUCGAUUGCAUCUUGACGAUGGAAGGGUUUAUUAAUGGCCUCUCCGUAUUCGGACAAAGCAGACUUUAUAUCUUCAUUGGACCAACCAGCGUACUCGGGAAGAGAAGCUUUUGAGAAAUUCUUUUCUGCUUUUUUAAGAAUGGAUUUGUUUCCUUGAUUAGUAAGGGAACGAUAGAUGUUGCAAGCAUUCUGAACCAAAUGUUCACGAUUCUUGGAAGGAUGAAGUUUGCCGUGAUAAUACUUUUUGAAUUCUUGAAUCCAACUACUUAAUUCCUUCGAACUAAGUGUGUUGAAAUACACAGCCCAAUGAGGGAUUGUUCCUUUGUUAUAAUGCUUACGAACGAUGCCUAUCAAUUUUUGCUUGUUGCUUUUUUUCGGGACAGGCACACCACGUAAAUAAAGGAACUCGCGAAGUUUAGAUUCUUGCCAUUUUUCCAAUACAUUUUCAUCUACCAGAUCGCGAAUUUUUGAAGAAGCAGCUUCCUUUUGGGCUUUAAUUUUUUCCGAGCCUUGAUCAAGUUUAUCAGAGGCAUAGGAAGCAGCAUUAGAAGCCCUAUGUUUGAGGUCCCCAGUCUUUGAGGAGACAGCGCGUGCAUUUGAACUUUUUGCAUGCUUGAUUUCAUCUUUAAUUUGAUUAGCAUUCGUGGUAGCACCGUGAUAUACAUCGGUCGCUGCAGUAGAAGCAUCUGAAGCUACAUCGGAAACAGCGCCGGAAGCACUAUCAGUGGCAGAAGACACAUGCUCCUUUACUGUUGCUUUUAAACUUUCGUAACCGUUUGUCCUCAGGUAGUAUUGUCGACGAGCCGAAGCCCACAAUUUGUCAAGCGCAGAUGGUUGGUAGAUAUUAAUUCCCCUAGCGUCCAAAUAUGCCUUCAAUCCAGAUUCAGACCACCAGGUAGCUACACGGCCUUUACCUUGAGAGGCUUCGUGAAGCUUGUCAGCCUUUUUCUGUAAAUCAUCGCCAACGUUUUCACCGGCUUCGGUAAGUUUCUUGGAAGCAUAUUCUGCAUAAUCUUCUGCCUUCUUACUGGCAUCAUCGGCAUAUUUACCGACUUUAUCUGCUUUCUCCGUGGUAUCCUUCUUGAUGGAGUCAACUACAGGUUUACCAGACUCCAAUUGUUCAGACAUGGUUUCUUUUACCUUGCUGAGGAUAUGAGGACGGGUUUCAUGAGCUUGUAUUGGGACUCCCAUAUCAUGAAGCCAAGUGCGAAGCUCAUUAUCUGACCAAGUAUCGUACACCCAAUCGCCAGUUUCACCUAGCUUAGUUACUAAUAGCUUAUAUUCCUUGACGGCCAGUUUACGAAGAGAAGAAGGAGAUAGUUUUUCAAGCAAACGUCUUUUCUCAACCGGAGCAAAUGCGUCACUGUAACGAGCUAAAAAUGCACGAAGUUGGGAGUCGUUCCAAGCAUCGAAAAAGCGAGACUUCUGUUCGUCCCAUACGUCAGAAGUCGUACCUUUUGCACCAGAGGCAACGUUUCCUAUGUGUUGACUAGCCUUAUUCAUCUUCUCUUUGGCACUGUCAAAAUAAGGAGAUGUCUUUUUACCGAUCCAGCUAGAUGAUUCGAAACCAGUAGCUUCUUUAAAUCUUGGGAUCAGUGACUCAUAGUGUUCAACCAGAAAAUCUCGGAACUCGGCAGGAGUGGAUCGUGUACCAUAUGGGACAGAAUGCUCGUCAAGCCAGGUUUUUAUUGCUGAAACAUCCUGCUUUUUAUAUGUGGAAAACCCAUAAAAGCUUGAAUAAAGUGCAAGGGCCGCUAAGGUACUUAAUAUAAAUAAUUGCUGAACCCGCAUAUUGCGAAAUUAAGCAAGAAAAAAGUAGAACUGAACAAAACAAAGCACAACAGAACAGAACAGAAACGGAAGUUACGACAGAUCGUGGAACUUGCGAAUGAAUGCACUAGCUCAAAACUUCAGUAGACGUGUUGAGUUUAUUAGAGAAACAGCGUAAUAUCUCUUUUUGAUAAGGUAUAAUAAAUAUGACAAGUUUGAAACAACACCGGUGCACAAACAGUAAACCGCGCGCUAAUUUCAAUCUAACCCUUUUAAAAGAUUCUUGUUAUAAGAAAAAUAAUAAUUACUGGGAAUGUUACGCAAGCGUCGGGAAAAACUUAACUCAAAAUCUUCAGUCAAGUUAUAGCGACUUGAGGAUGGUUAAUAUGACAAAAAGGAAUCAAGGUUUUUGAAUUGUGUAUUUGGUAACAAUUUUCCAGUCCCUACUUCAUGUGUGUUAUAUAUAUACACUUUGGAACAUUGCAUCAAUGCGAACGAACUGACGUAAAGCAUAAUCUCUGUUCUACGUGCAAUAUCACGGUACGGCAAGUAUGUUAAUAGUGUAAUUGCAUUCAUGACAUAAACUAAAUGUAAAACACACUUAAAAUGCGAGAAUCGCCAUUUGGCUUCCCUCAACUCUUAGCGCGGUAAGAAUAUCAUAAAACUUAAGACGAUAUUAUCACCUUG
Molecule: messenger RNA, 3729 nt
Organism: Schizosaccharomyces octosporus yFS286
Lineage: Eukaryota; Fungi; Ascomycota; Schizosaccharomycetes; Schizosaccharomycetales; Schizosaccharomycetaceae
Product: GRIP domain-containing protein
Exons: 1
Coding region: 40-828 (262 amino acids)
Source: RefSeq, a predicted model, not a curated record